Messenger RNA from Daphnia magna, 1177 nucleotides. RefSeq lists its product as uncharacterized. The coding region runs from base 44 to 910 and encodes 288 amino acids. The transcript is spliced from 6 exons. The record is from RefSeq and is a predicted model, not a curated record. Lineage: Eukaryota; Metazoa; Arthropoda; Branchiopoda; Diplostraca; Daphniidae.
AUGUAACCGUUUGAUUUACGAGUGAUUUAAAAGUUAUCCAAAAAUGGUGAAACGGUGCUUUAUUGAAAAUUGUUAUACUGGAAAAGACAAAGAAAAUCGGCCAGCUAUAUUCUUUAGAAUACCCAAACAUCGUCUAGAGGAAUUGAGAGGAAUACUUCCAAAAAUGGGACUUUUGGACUCGUCACGCCUGAGCUGGCGUCAUUUUGAUGAAGAAGACAUCAUUAAGGGUAAAUUUAUUUUAGGCAAAUUUUAUCCGCAACAACUAUGGCGACUGAGAGAUGGAGCUACACCAAAGCAUCUGUUAGGCCUCAAAAGACAACAGAACAACAGUCGCCCAGAAUUGGAAGAUUUGACACAGAAUGGUCCUGAAGUGAAGAAUAAGAAACAGCAGUCGAGAUGCAAAACAAUUACGUCAAUUUUGGGGAAACCUAUUUCCAGCCUUGUUCAAAAUCAGUUCACUACUCUUCCCCACACAGAGUGUACGAAGAGUUCACAACCUCUAACUGAAUCGCUUUGCACAAAUGCUCUCUCAGAUUCUGGUUUCAGUCAAGUGAAGACCUUUGACGUCUUGCUGAUGGAUUCUGCUCCUGUGCCUAUCACUACUGCCCUCCCUGAUCCUGGGUCCAGCCAAGUGACGACCUUUGAUUACUCCCUUUUGGAUUCUGCUCUUGUUCCUAUCACUACUGCUCUCCCUGAUCCUGGGUCAAGCCAAGUGAUGUUUGAAGACGAUUUUCCGAUCGAUUCUUCCCUUGGCCCUGAUGAUCUCAUAGAUACUGGAUCCGGCCAAGAGCCGCUCCGUGACGUUUCACCAAUUUAUUCUCCUUUGUUGCCUGAUAUUGACGUUCCUAAAGGUAAUAAGGCCACUGGGUGUCCGCCUUCGAGAUUUAGUUGGGAAUACGUCAAUGGCUGAACCGGGCUGAAUGGUGAAGUGGCGCGCUAUUGCGCAAUUAUUCAAUUAAAAAAACAGCAACGGGAUAGCCUAGUUUGAAACCAAGUACCGGUUAGGUUGAUCAAUAAUAAAAUAAUAAUAUAAAAAUAAUAAAAGGCCCGCGAUGGCUAAAAUAAGUGAAAUAGUUGUAGUGCCAAAACGCUAUGGUGGGUUAGGUUAGGUUAGGAUCGCACAUUUCGUCGUUGCCUUUGCCACUAGAUGGCACCACACGAAUGACUGAUUGUACAA